GGACUAGUACGCGGAACUUGAGUAUCCGUCAUCAUUUUGAAUCUUCUCGAGCCUACUUGAUGCUACAUGUUCAGUAGUAUUUGCGCUUUCAUAGUCAAUAAUUGUUUCUCUGGCCAACCAGAGCAACACACCGCGAGCAAUAAUGUAAUAUCCAAUAAAGUUAGGCGUGAUGUCUGUCCACGAAGGUUAGCUAAUAUAAGUGAUUUGCUUUUUAUUGUUGGAUUAGCUGGUUAGCUCAGUUAGCGUGUUUCGUAAUGGGUUCGGCUGGUUUAAUAUGAGCUCUAUAUCACCCCAGCCCCUGAGCUCAUGCAGAACACUACCUGGAGAGGGGAGUCCGGUCCAGCCAAAAGCGCCUCUCCUGCAAAUCCUGCGUGUUGCUGGAGCCCAGGAAAAUGUAUUUACCCUUAAAGAGGUGAUGCAUUACCUGGGACAAUACAUCAUGGGGAGGCAGCUGUAUGACAAGCAGAGACAGCACAUUGUGCACUGUCAGGAUGACCCACUUGGGGAACUGCUUGAAGUGGAUAGCUUCUCAGUCAAAAAUCCAAGCCCGGUGUAUGAAAUGCUGAAGAAGCACUUGGUGGUGGUUGGGGCUAGCAACGCUGCUGAGAAUCUUUCUUUGGGCCGUGAGUGUGUUGAGAGCGGAGUGGAGGAUCGCGGUCAGACGGGUGGGGUGGGGGCCGUCGCAGGACUGGAGCCCGGCAGGGAAAGGCCCCUCCUGCCGACCCCCUCCCAGAGACGACCCCGGGAGUGUGACCAAGACUCACUAGAUGGCCUGCCACGGUCAGCCUGCAAACGGCCCAAAUUAGACGUUACUCUGGACGAGUGGGACCUCUCUGGCCUGCCAUGGUGGUUCCUGGGCAAUGUCGGCAGCAACCACAGCCGCAGGAGUAACGGCUCCACGGACAUCGUCACUAACCGAGAGCGGGACACGGCGGCCGUGUCGGACGCCACCGGCGACGACCUGUGGUUCCUGGAGGAGGGCGAGGGCGAGGGGGUGAGCGUGGAGAUGAAGGAGGCGGCGCUGGAGGCCGGCGGCCGCGGCGAGGGCGAGGGCGAGGCCUGCCUGGAGGCGGAGGGCACGGGAGCAGGGAAGGAGGACAAGGCCGACGGAGAGAUCCAGGAGGAGCCCGACGAGGACUCCCAGUGUCUGAGCGACGACACGGACACGGACGUCUCCACGCAGGACGCCUGGCAGUGCACCGAGUGCAAGAAGUACAACACCCCUCUCCAGAGGUACUGCGUCCGCUGCUGGGCCCUCCGCAAGGACUGGUACAAGGACGUGCCCCUGCUCGCCCACGCCCUCUCGGUGCCCGACAUCCCGUCCCGCGGCUCGUUUGGCUCCCCGGACGAGGAGGACGACAGCGACGCAGGGCUGGACGUGCCCGACUGCAGCCGCACGGUAUCGGACCCGGUCGUCCUGCCCUCCCACUGCAGGCCCGACCGGUCGCUCCCCACCCUGGGCUCGGCCCUGGGCAAGGGCCCCCUGGCGUUCGGCCUGACCAAGGAGGAGGCCGUGUCGGGGGGCGAGAGCCAGGAGAGCGUGGGCAUGGAGAUGGAGGUGGAGGUGAGGCCCGAGGCCCUCCUGGAGCCCUGCCAGCUGUGUCAGGUGCGACCGCGCAACGGUAACAUCAUUCACGGACGCACCGCCCACCUCAUCACCUGCUAUACCUGUGCCAAGAGGCUGCACAAGUCCCACGCCCCCUGCCCUGGCUGCGGGAAAAUCAUCCAGAGGGUGAUCAAGAUAUUUGUAAUAUAAUUGAAUGUAACCCCUAUUCUCCCCCCCCCCAUGUCAUAACAAUUACUUAUUUUAUGGGUAAUAGUUUCCAACACGCACGCUUAACAAAACACCUAGCACUUGGAUGGGAAGUUCGCUCAUGGGUGCCAUCGUCUUUUAUUUGACCUCAACUUUAAUUUUUUUCUCAAGAAGGCCAAUGUUCUCUGCUGCAUUCAGUUAAAAGGAGGUAUACAAUGAGGUAUUUAUUUAAUUUAUUGCAUGUCCACAAUGUGGACGGUUGUGUUUAUUAGAUGUUUAUUAGGUUCUUCAGAACAACCAGUCGUUCCUUCGUUGGUUCAACACUGGUUUCUCUUUCAGGCCCUCCCAACCCCUUUCCUUUGGGGAUUAAGAUCUAUUCCCUGUCUGCUUUAGAUUGACACUAUUUGGAUGGAGGUCUAUAAAAUCUCAUAUUUUUUACCUUGCUUUUGUUUCCGACGUUCAGAGUACCUUACAAACAAAACCCGGCCUCAAAGUACAUUUAUUUUAUGUCCUGUUUUAUUAAUAUGUGAGUGGGCUAUAACAAGUUUGGUGAUUUAAAGUCCUGUUUUCUGUUCCUAAUUGUAACAAUUUCAACAGUUGAAGUGAAUCUGUUUGGGACUACAAUUGAAGUAUUUAUAUGCUGUAUUGUUCUCUUAAAGGGUGACAUUGUAAGCUAGCCAACGACAAGUACGAUGUGCCAUCUCUCAUAUACGAGAAGGGAUUCUCCACCUUUCUUCUGUAGCUAUGGCAAAUUAUUAAUUGUAAUUUAAGUUAUUUACAAGGGUGCUACAAUCCUUGAGAAGUACACCUGCAACUUGGAAAUGAGAGGCCGUGCCCUGAUGGUGCACUGCAGUUGUUCAGUUGAGCCAUGAGACGGGAAAGAUCAAUGAACACAAUGAUGGCUCAUUGGAAGCUGAAGAAGAAUACUUUCUCUGGAUUUACCUGAAAGGACAUUUCAAUAGCUAGUAAGGUCUGAGAGGGUUUAUGCGUUACACUGCCAUGUAACUUGUUUUUUUCUGUGUGUGUGGUUCCCAAGAUCUUGCGUGAAGGCUUAUUGAUGCAUUAGUUUUGCUUAGCCCAAAGGAUAUGGAUAUUUUAUUUACUGCAUAGUCCUUCCAGUGCCAUGAACCCUGCUGCCAGCAGGGGGCGAGGAGGCUAUGUAUAGAAACUCAGCACGCAGUGUGGUUUGAUUAGUUAUAUUAGCAAUCCGCUGGAAAUACAGAAAGAAUACAUUGAAUUUAUCUAUUAUAUUGAAUAAAAAAUGUUAACCUCUUCAACAAAAAUAUAAAAAUAAUAAUCUUCAAAUAAAAUGACCUCCAAUAAAUGAUUCCACUGCUUUGACCUGUGAUAAUCAGAACAAUAUAUACUUUGGUAUAAACAAUUAAUCAAUCGUCUUUUUGUAGACGAUUGAUUGCAUAAGGUUUGUAACUUGUUUUCCACUGUAGGUCAUAUUUUGAUAAAUAAAGUGUCAAUUCCGAAAAAAUAUUCUUACAAACAAAAACGUUUAUGGACUGUCUGGGCUAAAUAAUAAGUCUUUGUAAGACUGACCAGCUGUCAUUUCCUCUCCCUAGCGACAGCGCUGCCCUCACACCUGCCCUUCUCUCUCUUCUGCCUCGUCACUCCUCUCACUGCUGGGACGCUCCUCCGUGUUGCACUUUCACUGCUACGCGGGUGCAAUCACACUGCCUUCUCUAUGGCGGAUGACCUGUCAGGGCCAAUCAGGACCUGCUAUAAUUAAUCUGCCGCGGUGGAAAGUUGCCUCUCGAGGGGUUGUUUUUUGGGGAAGUCCCCUAUGUGACUCCCUGUCCAUCAAAUUCCAAACAAGUAAAGCCUGGUCUAUUCUGAGUUUA
Messenger RNA from Gadus morhua (Atlantic cod), 3603 nucleotides. It is a transcript of the gene mdm4, whose product is annotated as MDM4 regulator of p53. The coding region runs from base 275 to 1756 and encodes 493 amino acids. The record is from RefSeq and is a predicted model, not a curated record. Gene Ontology annotation, cellular component: nucleus. The transcript is spliced from 11 exons. Gene Ontology annotation, biological process: regulation of cell cycle; negative regulation of apoptotic process; protein ubiquitination. Gene Ontology annotation, molecular function: p53 binding; ubiquitin protein ligase activity. Lineage: Eukaryota; Metazoa; Chordata; Actinopteri; Gadiformes; Gadidae.